AUGAACCCUUUUGGAAUGGGAAAGAGGACGUGUCUUGGCGAGAACCUCGCCCGAUAUGAGCUGUUUCUACUUCUCACCACCCUAAUACAGAGAUACGAGUUUUUGCCCAUAGAAGGAGAACCCCUUCCAUCGUUGCAACGAAGUUUGGGUAUCACUAAUGUGCCAAAGAACUACAAAUGUAUGGUUGUUCCAAGAAAAUUGCCGGAUCUUGUCUAA
Cooperia oncophora is the source of this 216-nucleotide messenger RNA. NCBI's taxonomy places the organism in Eukaryota, Metazoa, Nematoda, Chromadorea, Rhabditida, Trichostrongylidae. The record is from the annotation of a GenBank genome assembly.